Messenger RNA from Arabidopsis arenosa, 519 nucleotides. The record is from the annotation of a GenBank genome assembly. Lineage: Eukaryota; Viridiplantae; Streptophyta; Magnoliopsida; Brassicales; Brassicaceae.
UCGGAUUUGGAUCUAGGGUUUUUAAAUUUCUGAUUAUUCUUGAGGAGUUGCAGUGAGAAUGCCAAUCAGUUAUACUCAAAGCUCCGAAUCGGAGCCGAGUGAGGAUAUGAGUUGGGCAAGAGCUGACGGUAAUUGGGGUAUUCCUAGAUAUUGUUUCUGUGGAACCUACGUUAAGCUUGUUGUGUGUACCACUGGCAAUAAUCAAGGAAGAAAGGAAUACAAAUGUCCGAAUUAUGAGGAUGGUGGAGAACACCUCCAGAAGUGGUGGGAUGAUGCGGUUAAUGAGGAGUUUAGUGUUGUGCGUAACAAAUUUGAAACCCAGAAAGAAUCAAUCCACCACGCUUACCAAAAUCCAAUGUUGGAGUCACUUCGCGAGUCUGUUCGAAUUAUGCGUGCUCAACUCGAUGAUCUUGAGAAGCGUUUGGAGGAGAAAGAAACCCAGAUUAGCAAGCUGAGGGAUUUGCUAGCUAAGUGGUAGUUGGUUGUGGUUGUUGUACUUAAGAAACCGAGUUUGUUGUA